AUAACAUUUGUUGUAAUGCAUUAGUCAGACAUUUUGGGUUAUGUUUCUCAGACAUGCUUUAAAUGUUAUUUAUGGUUUUAGUUGGCUCGCUGCACCGUGACAACUCAUUAACUCUUUUUCUGUUUGUUGCUAUAGGAACAGAGAGGAAGAGAGGAACUUAUACAUCACCACCAUGACAAAUCCUUCACAACAUCUGGAUCUUUAAAAAUUCAUCAAAGACUUCAAACUGGAGAGAAACCAUACAGCUGUGACCAAUGUGAGAAAACAUUUUUUCGCUGCAGUGCCCUCAAAGCCCAUCAGCGCAUUCACACUGAAGGGGAACUGUCCAGUUUUUUCCAAAGUGGGAAGGAUUUCACAGAGUCAGGGACCUCAAAAAAACAAGAGAGAGCAGAGAAACUGUUUAGCUGUGAUCAGUGUGAGAAAGCUUUCACCACUCUAUGUAGCUUAAAAAGUCACCACUGUGUUCACACUGCAGAGAAGUCGCACUGCUGUGACCAAUGUGGGAAUACUUUUACGCAACGCAUGUCCCUUGAAACUCGCCAAAGAAUUCACACAGGAGAGAAACCGUACAGCUGUAAUCAAUGUGGCAAAGCUUUCACACAGUUAAAUAGCUUGAAAACCCAUCAAAGCAGUCACACAAGAGAGAAACCGUUAAGCUGUGAUCAAUGUGGCAAAGCUUUCACACAGUUAGAUAGCUUGAAAACCCAUCAACGCAGUCACACAGGAGAGAAACCGUACAGCUGUGAUCAAUGUGGCAAAGCUUUCACACAGUUAGGUAGCUUGAAAACCCAUCAACGCAGUCACACAGGAGAGAAACCAUACAGCUGUGAUCAAUGUGGCAAAGCCUUUGUACAGUCAGGGGCCUUAACAUUCCACCAACGUAUUCACACAGGAGAGAAGCCGUACAGCUGUGAUCAAUGUGGCAAAGCCUUUGCAAAGCCAUGGACCUUAAAAACCCACCGACGUAUUCACACAGGAGAGAAACUGUACAGCUGUGAUCAAUGUGGCAAAGCCUUUGCACAGUCAGGGGCCUUAAAAUACCACCAACGUAUUCACACAGGAGAGAAACCGUACAGCUGUGAUCAAUGUGGCAAAGCCUUUGCAAAGCUAUGGACCUUAAAAAGCCACCAACGUAUUCACACAGGAGAGAAACUGUACAGCUGUGAUCAAUGUGGCAAAUCCUUUGUACAGUCAGGGGUCUUAAAAAGCCACCAACGUAUUCACACAGGAGAGAAACCGUACAGCUGUGAUCAAUGUGGCAAAGCCUUUGCACGGUCAGGGGCCUUAGAAUGCCACCAACGUAUUCACACAGGAGAGAAGCCGUACUGGUGUGAACAAUGUGGAAGAUUGUUUGCCCAGUGCAGUCAUUUGAGAUCACACCAAUGCCAGCAUGCAGGAGAGAACCUGUACAGCUGUGACUAGUGUGAGAAAGCUUUUAUUGAACGGUAUGACCUAAAAAUCCACCAACAUGUUCACACCAGAGAGAACCCGUCCUGAUGUGACCAAUGUUGGUAG
Epinephelus lanceolatus (giant grouper) is the source of this 1515-nucleotide messenger RNA. The record is from RefSeq and is a predicted model, not a curated record. Lineage: Eukaryota; Metazoa; Chordata; Actinopteri; Perciformes; Serranidae.